Molecule: messenger RNA, 3181 nt
Organism: Diprion similis
Lineage: Eukaryota; Metazoa; Arthropoda; Insecta; Hymenoptera; Diprionidae
Product: aminopeptidase N-like
Exons: 12
Coding region: 88-2973 (961 amino acids)
Biological process (GO): proteolysis; peptide catabolic process
Cellular component (GO): cytoplasm
Molecular function (GO): metalloaminopeptidase activity; peptide binding; zinc ion binding
Source: RefSeq, a predicted model, not a curated record
UGACACGUGCGCCAUAUAAAAGCAAUGAACUGGAUUCGAUAUCUGGACUUGUUCUACCAUCUGUGAAACCAUCAUCAAAAAAACAGAAUGACCCUGACGAAGGUCGUUCUGCAACUGGUCCUGCUGGUGGCCAUCGUCUUUUCUAGUCCUAUUCCCCGUGCGGAAUUGGGGCAAUUCAAAGCUGGAAGUCGCGUGGACGGCGAUUACCGUCUUCCAAACAACACUGUUCCUUUGAGCUAUACUAUCGAACUAACCCCGUAUAUAGUCGUGAAUAAUUUCACUUUUGAUGGUAAAGCUGUCAUAGACCUCGAAGUCUUGCAGGCGACGUCGAGUAUCACUCUGCACUCAAAUGCGUUAACCUACAACGAAGGUCUUACAACGCUCGUAAAUGAAAAUGGCACAUCUAUCAAUGUUACUAGUCACACUUACGACACGACUGAACAAUUUUUAAUUAUUGGUGUUGCAAGUCCGCUCCCGAUCGGAAACUACACACUCAGUUUUACAUACGUCGGUGUACUGGAUGAUGAUAUGUAUGGGUUUUACAGAAGUUCAUACACCAAUGCAUCGGGUGAUACAGUGUGGCUUGCCACUACACAAUUCGAGCCUACAAGCGCUCGCCGUGCUUUUCCAUGUUACGAUGAGCCAGCGUUGAAGGCAACAUUUGCUAUCUCAAUCAAGCACGAACCUGAGCUCCAUGCACUUUCCAAUAUGCCUAUCAAUCAGACGUACGAGGACGCAACCGAUGGAAAAAUCUGGACUGUUUUCGAAACUACUCCUAUAAUGUCCACUUAUUUGAUUGCUUUCGUAGUCUCGGACUUCAUUGCGAUAAAAAGUGACGACGAAGCAUACAACGUUUGGACUAAGCCCACCGCUAUUGAUCAGGCACAAUACGUUUUCGAUAUAGGACGUAUAGAAUUGGCGGAGCUCGAAAAUUACACAAACAUCUCUUACAUGCUACCAAAAAUGGACCAGAUUUCAAUACCCGAUUUCUCAGCCGGUGCCAUGGAAAACUGGGGUCUCGUCACGUAUAGGGAGAGCAUGUUUCUGUAUGAAGAAAACGUCAGUACACUCUCCACAAAACGAAGUAUAGCGACGGUGAUUUCCCAUGAGUUUGCUCAUCAAUGGUUUGGAAAUCUCGUGAGUCCUGCCUGGUGGAAGUACCUUUGGCUGAAUGAAGGUUUCGCAACUUAUUUCCAGUACUAUACGACGGACGCAGCGGAAGAUAACUGGCGCUUGAUGGAGCAAUUCGUAGUCAUAGCUCAGCAAGCCACUGCGUUUGUUAGCGAUGCCUCAGCAACCUCUCAUCCGAUGAACCAAGAUGUGGCAAGUCCGAGUGAAAUCAGCGCCAUUUUUGACAAUGUAUCAUACAGAAAAGCUGCCUGCGUGAUUCGUAUGAUGUCGCACUUUUUGACGGAGGAAGUCUUCAAAGCUGGACUUACCAAGUAUUUGAAUAAGAUGGCGUACAGCGCAGCCACCUCGGAUGAUCUCUUCGAGUCUCUACACGAGGCUGAGAGUGAGGCAUAUAUACUUCCAACGCUGGUCUAUGUUGCUGAUAUCAUGGAAACUUGGGUGGAGCAGAUGGGGUAUCCAGUCGUAACGGUGACUAGAAACUACACCACAGGGACAACAGAAAUCACUCAAGCGCGUUUCUUGCUUGGAGAUGCUGAUUCGAGCGAUACACACGAUUACAAAUGGUGGAUUCCCAUAAACUGGGCAGUCCAAUCAAGUCCUGAUUUCAGCUCGACUGUUGCCGCAGACUGGAUUCGUAGCCAGGACGAAAGCAUAAUAAUCAGCAGUUUUAAUGCGAGCGGAUGGGUCAUCUUCAACAAACAACAGACAGGCUACUACCGCGUCAACUACGAUGACACGAAUUGGGGAAUGAUCGCGGAUUACUUGAACAGCGAUAACUACUUGGCCAUCCAUGUCCUCAAUCGAGCUGCGCUCAUAGAUGACGCUCUCAAUUUGGCUAGAGCAAACCUACUUUCUUAUUCAGUUGUGCUGGAUGUCACUCUUUAUUUACAACAUGAGGUUGACUAUGUCCCGUGGUACGCCGCAUUUACUGGCCUCUCCUACCUUCACCGAGUAUUCGCGAAUACAGACGAAUACGAAUCGUUCAGGACCUACUUUGCCUUCCUGACUAGCAAAGUUUUCGAAACAAUUGGUAUCGAGGAGUCUUCCGAUGAUGAACACAUGACAACUUUAAACAGAGUCAAUGUCAUAAGCUAUGCCUGCAAUUUCGGCCUCCAAAGCUGCAGGUCUAAUGCUGAAGAGAAACUCAUCAGCUGGCUUGAUAAUUCAACGGUCAAUCCAAUCGCCCCAAAUUUGUUAACCAACACAAUUUGCGCGGGGCUACGUGGUGCAAAUUCCACAACAUGGAAUAGAGCUCUAAGCAGAUAUCUGACCACCGAAUCUUCUACCGAGAAAACUGCACUAUUGGCUGGUCUUGGGUGUUCUGAAGACGAAAGUAUCAUUAAUAACUGGAUGAGUGCGAUUAUCAAUUCCACGACUGGAUUAACUACUUCAACUUCCUCGUCGGCUUUCAUUUACGUUUAUCAAGGAAGUCCAUACAAUGUGGAUCGAGCUUUCGACUUUCUCGUUGCUAACGUGAACAACAUUGUCUCAUACUUUGGCAGUAACUCGACAGUUCAGACAUUCCUCACAGGUACCGCUUAUCGAAUGACGACCCAGACUCAGCUGGACAAGCUGAACGCGUUCAUCACAGCUCAAUCCGCUAUCCUUGGUACGGCAGCCGCGACAGCUAUCGCAAAUGCUGAGUCGAACAUCGCAUGGAAUACGGCUUAUGAGGCGGAGGUCAGAACUUGGCUCGUCGCAAAGCUGGCCGAAUUAGAAGCUACUACAACGGAGAUCGAAGGAACUACCGAGGAACAUUAUCAUGAGAGUUCCGCUGCUACUGCAUCUUUGAACUUCUUCGCAGCAGUACUGAUUUUCGUCUGCCUUUUCCAGAUAAAUUAGAAGUACUCAUUGUAUGCAGACGAUGAAUGAUUGAGACCUUUAAAAAUCAUGACCCGACGUUGUUUCGAGAAGACUGGUUAACGUUGAAUAAUCACUACAUUCGUGAGAUUUUCAGUGAACGUUGGGGUUCUACUACAGUCUGAAUGUAACUACUCAUCACGAAGCCUUUAUACAGUAUUUCAACAAUAGCGUUAUACUAUUAAAAACU